Pimephales promelas (fathead minnow) is the source of this 1196-nucleotide messenger RNA. RefSeq names its product vitelline membrane outer layer protein 1. The record is from RefSeq and is a predicted model, not a curated record. Lineage: Eukaryota; Metazoa; Chordata; Actinopteri; Cypriniformes; Leuciscidae.
UCUCCAAAGUUCCUGUUACAUAUGCAAGAGGCAGUUCCAUAUUCAAGAGAUAGUUUAUGCGUUAAUGCCCAGGAUGGCCUUUUGCCACAUUGAGGGGUCGGCCAUUAUAUUCAGUUGGUGGUAAUAGCCUCUAUUGUCUUUAGAUGAUUCGAUUAAGUGGUCACCUGUAAGGCCAACACUUUUAAGGACUGCCCACUGAAUGCCUAUAUAAGAUACCAUGUAAAGUUCCUUUAGUCAGACUUGAUGACUGCAUUUCCCGACAGCUCUUGUUCUUAGUAAAGGAUCCGGCUGAAGAUACAACCAAGUCUCCUGGUUUUGGUUACAGGCUGCAGAUAGUCUACCUGAAAAUAAGUCUGUAUUUAUCAAUCAGGCCAGUAGCAAUGCAUCACUUCUUUUCCACGAUGUUUUCACUGCUAGCCAUUAUUUGGCAUGCGAGCGGUCUGCCUGCUGUACGUCGUUCUCAGCGAAGCGUCGACCGAUCUUACAGAUCUGAGCUGACGGUGUCGAAUGGGAUGAAUUGGGGAUCGUGGGGAUAUAAGAGCAUGUGUCCAAGUGGAAGGUACGCCGCAGGGUUUAGUCUGAGGGUGGAAAGACCACUUGAUGGUGAUGAUACAGCGCUCAAUGGGAUUCGUCUUUAUUGUGUCGAUCGGCCAGGCUCACGUGACCACAACUCAAUUGAGUCCAACGUAGGAAGCUGGGGGGAUUGGACAGAUGUCAAGUGGUGUUAUUCUGGAUUCUUGACCGCUUUCCAGCUGAGAGUUGAAUCUUCCCAAGGAAACGGAGAUGAUACGGCUGCAAACAACAUCAAGUUCACCUGCAGUGGAGGUGCUGUGCUGGAGGGUGACGGCACAAACUGGGGCAACUGGGGCGACUGGAGCCCAACGUGUCAUGGAAGAGGAAUCUGUGGCAUCAAGACCCGGAUAGAAGAGCCACAGGGACGAGGAGACGACACCGCUCUCAAUAACGUCAUCAUGUUCUGCUGUGAUUAAGGUGACGUGAUCACAAUCCAAAACUCAAGAACAACAAGAACAUCAAGAAGAUCAAAUGUUUUGCAUGUCAUACAGCAUAAUGUAAAUAUGUAAGGUUAGCAGGUCAUUAUCAAAAGAAGCAGACAUGUUCUGCUGAUCAACCAAAGAAGGAGCUGCAGGGUGAUUUUGUAAUAAUGAGCUUCUUUCCUUAUUAAACUUGAAAAUGUU